GUUUAAGUUUUUGUUUGAAGUGUCUGCUUAGAGCAUUAUACGUAAAAUCUACAAGCUUCUAAAUUUAAGAAAUCGCUAAGGUCCAUUUGAUUCGCUGCACCGCAAUGUCGAGUGGCAAUGCAGCAACAACAGACGAGCUAAUCGAGCGCGUGGUGGAAGUGACUGCUUGCACUCCGGAGGAGGCCAAACACUAUCUUGGCGCCUGUGCCAACGAUGUGGCGGCAGCCGUUGCCUUGUUUUUCGAACAAGGUGGCAACGGCAACAGUGCCACCAAUGGCGCUUCCACAUCUUCAUCCACGGCGGGCGCUGCAGAUGAGGACGAAGUGCGCGCGCCCAUUGCACCAGUGCGGGAGCAACUGAUUCUACCGGAAGAUGAUAAUUUUUUUGCGUCUGGCAGCAGUAAUAACAGUCGUAUGUCUCGCGUCUCACAGCGAGUUAAAGUUUGCCCACUGCGUGACUUUGCACGGGAGGGCGCCUUAAUGGAGGAACAGCUUCAAGCCACUGGCGUUUACUCCGAUCCGAGUACACAUCGUCGACGCCGCGAGCGCUCGGCCCAAAUGGUUGUAGCCGGGCAAGCCAUGUCGUUACAGGGCCGCUCAGGUGGCAGCACUUCAUCCCGCCUUGGUGAUCUCUUCCGCCCGCCCACAGAUAUUCUAUACUCGGGCUCCCUGGCAGCGGCCCGUGAAUUUGCCAGCAAGCGCGAGCGCUGGCUGCUUGUCAACGUGCAGGGCGACAAUUUUCAAUCACAAACAAUGAAUCGUGAUGUGUGGAGCAGCAAGGAGCUAAAACAACUGGUACGACGACAAUUCGUGCUCUGGCAGGUGGACAACGAUAGCUCGGAGGGACGACGGUUCGUGGCCUUCUAUCACUGUGCCAAGCUGCCCUAUUUGUGUAUCAUAGAUCCACGCACGGGUGAGGAGGUCUGGCGCAGUCCAGAGCCUAAUCAAGAUAAUGUUCUACCGGACUUGCGUCAAUUUCUGCGUGAUCAUCGUGGCUUUUCUCUCGAGGAAGCAAGCUCCUCAAAACGCACAUCCAUACAAAUCGAUGAUGAUGAUGAUCAAGAAGACAUUGCCUCGUGCUCUUCCUCAACCGGUAGCAUACCCAAGAAACGAGCCAAGCUGCUGGAGCUAACCGAGGAGGAGCAACUGGCCCUGGCCAUCAAGAACUCCAUGAAUGAAAACGGUGGAGCUGCUGAAACUACUACAAAUGCGACCAAUAACAACAACAACGCCAAUGCCAGUGACUGUGAGAGCUUGGAGGAGUUUGACGAGGAUGAACUCAAGGGCGCCGCAAUCUCUUACGAUGCUCAACUGGGCUCUCAGACAGAAGAACUAACUGCAUUGAAGUUGCGUCUACUCGACGCCGCCGGCGGCGAAGAGGUCAUCCAACUGAGAUGGCCCUCCGAUACCAAGUUAAAGACACUACGUCUCUAUAUACGACAAACGCACAAGCACAUACCAUUGGAGGGCUACAAGCUGAUCUGUGCCUUUCCGCGCAAGUCUCUCGAAGCGGAGCACAAUGAGGCCACAUUGAAAGAGCUUGGCCUGCAUCCCUCCGCUAAUGUACAUCUCACGCUGGACGAGUAACUGUUUAUAUCAGCGCAUUGCUAGAGUAUUUAUUUCACGUUAUUUGUCUUAUCCUUCUACUCUACACAUGAAUUAAAUAUCUAUAUACAUAAUAAAAACAAAACAAAAAACAAACUU
Molecule: messenger RNA, 1703 nt
Organism: Drosophila navojoa
Lineage: Eukaryota; Metazoa; Arthropoda; Insecta; Diptera; Drosophilidae
Product: UBX domain-containing protein 7
Biological process (GO): proteasome-mediated ubiquitin-dependent protein catabolic process
Cellular component (GO): nucleus
Molecular function (GO): ubiquitin binding
Source: RefSeq, a predicted model, not a curated record